AUGGACCCUCAGUAUGCUACCGUUGACCAGUUAGCUGAGAUUACCGAUACCAUGGCGUCACUUACGGACGUUAUCUUGGGACUGGGUCAGAGGAUUGAUGGGCACCAGGCCCAGCCAUUGCCGAUUCCAGGGAGCACCCUGCAUGACUCUACCACACCACCACCACCACCACCACCAUCUGGGCCAUCUGGACCUACUAUACAACAGGACUACAUAGUUCCACCACCACCACCACCGGUUCAGUCAGCUCCCCAGGCUGGUGCAUUUGUGUUGCAUGGUCAGACUGAGACUACGCCGCAUUCUGUUGUGGCACCGGCACAGAUUGUUGAUGAUACCCAGGCUCGGAUUGACAGGAUUGAGCAGAGGAUGAGAUCACUACAUGUUUCUGAUGGGAUGAUGAGGUGGGAUGGAUAUGAUGAUCUGCCAAUAGCAGCUUUGCCUGUUGAGUUCCGCAUGCCGGACAUUGAGAGAUACACGGGGAUAGGGUGCCCCCGCAUUCACUUGCAGUUAUACAGCACUGUUAUGCGCGGGCAUAGACUGGAUGAGACACAAAUGAUUAUGUUAUUCCCUCUAUCAUUGAGUGGUGCUGCUCAGCGUUGGUUUGCCUCAUUGGACCCUUCGAGACGUAGGACAUGGGCUGAUUUGGGACAGGAGUUUAUUAGACAGUAUUCUUUCAAUACUAUAGUGGAUGUAUCCCGGAGGGAGUUAGAGGCCAUCAGACAAGGGCCGGAUGAGUCAGUCACUUCAUUCAUUUCUCGUUGGAGGGAGAAGAUAGCACAGAUUAUUGAUAGACCUUCAGAGCGCGAUCAGAUGAGUAUGAUUAUGCGUAGCCUUCAGCCCCGCUUUGCUAGGCAUCUCAUGGGCUUCCCUCAGACAGACUUUGGCUCGUUAGUGCAAGCCCUCUAUGGUAUUGAGGAGGGUAUAUCUAGAGGUUUAUGGGCAGAUUCUUCCCCUUCAGACUCAAAGGGGAAGAAGUCGGGAUCAGGCCCCAGGCCCUCAGAUGUUGGUACUAUUGGCAUGACAGGACACCGGUCUUCACGUCGUCCUCCGUUUCAGAGUCAGUUUUUUGGCACUCCUUAUCAGAUGAUACAGCAUGAUCAGUAUAGACCAGUUGCUCCCAUUAGGCCAGUAGGGCCUACUUAUCUACAUCCGCCACCACAGCCGGUAUAUGCUACAUAG
Molecule: messenger RNA, 1179 nt
Organism: Vitis riparia (riverbank grape)
Lineage: Eukaryota; Viridiplantae; Streptophyta; Magnoliopsida; Vitales; Vitaceae
Exons: 1
Coding region: 1-1179 (392 amino acids)
Source: RefSeq, a predicted model, not a curated record